Molecule: messenger RNA, 1632 nt
Organism: Letharia columbiana
Lineage: Eukaryota; Fungi; Ascomycota; Lecanoromycetes; Lecanorales; Parmeliaceae
Exons: 4
Coding region: 1-1632 (543 amino acids)
Biological process (GO): regulation of DNA-templated transcription
Molecular function (GO): DNA-binding transcription factor activity, RNA polymerase II-specific; zinc ion binding
Source: RefSeq, a predicted model, not a curated record
AUGGGCAACAGAGGAAGACCAAGCACUGGCUGCCAAAUCUGCAGGAACAGGAGAGUCAAGUGCGAUGAGCAAAAGCCAACCUGUCUCAAUUGUCGAAGAACGAAGAGGGUGUGUUACGGAUAUCGUGAUCACUCGGAUGUGGUAUUCCACGACGAGAACCAAUUGGCUAAAAGACAUGCCUUGGAGAACAAGACUAGGCUCAAAACUCGCCACCACUACAUUCGCAGCCCUUUGAUGAGGUCAUUCGCAGUGGACCCGGAUCAGGCUGUUCUUAACCAGUUUUGUGGGCUCUGCGCGCUUGCAGACGGCAGCAAGGAAGGGCGCGACACUCUUCAUGCCGUCAUUCCGUCUCUAUACGCCGGUGCUCGCUCUUCAUCACCUUGCAUUCCUGCAAUAUUGGCCGUGGCGUGGGUGACGUCUGCCCAUUUUACUACCGUCAACCAGCGUAUGGAUAUGGCGCGGCGGAAGUACGGGGAGGCGGUGGUAAAACUCCGAGAUGCCCUACAGGAUCCUCGCACAGCGAAGGCUGAUGACGCCCUCUGCACGGUGCUAUUGAUGCUCAUGCUCGAGAAUAUGACCGCCACUUCCCAGUCGAUGCCAGACCCGAUGAAACACAUAAAUGGUGCCGUUACGUUGGUCAACUUUCGAGGCAUGCAGAACUUCGAGAGCGAUGCAGCAAGGACAACGUUUAAUUUUGUCAAAAUCACCUUGACGGCCCUUCCCGCCUGGCACAAAACAGGAGGCUUCGCCUUCAGUGAUGAAAUAGUAGAGGCUGAUAAAAGGGCCUGCGCAAGAUGCGAAUCUCCAGGCCUUUCGACUAGACUAGGAAACAUAGCUUUCGCGAUUGCCGUCCUCCGUGGAAAACUCGACAGAGCAGCUCUAGAUCAUUCCAAGCCUCAGUCUGUAUGCGAGGUUUUCCAGCAGAGCCGAAUUUUGAAUCAGGAGUUGAUGGCUUGGCGACUUUCGGUACCAAAAGAGUGGGAGGUAUUCUCAUUCGUCAGUCCUGACAACCAGAAACAAUCUUUGGACUCCGCCGAAUUAGCGCGUGCACCAACUUGGCGUGGAUACACGGCUUCGUACCCAGAUUCGUGGAUUGCUAGACUGCUGAACCAUUUUCGCAUGCAUAGCAUAGCAAUCCAGGCCAUUGAUAUUCGCUGUGCGGACUGGAUCGCUCGAUAUUGCAGCGCUGAGCGUCCGGCAUCAGAAGUACCAAUACCAGGGGAUGUCGCCACCGCUCAUGACUCGUUGACACGUUUAAAAGCGCAGAAAGUUAUUAGGACGUUAGUUGAUGGAAUUUGUGCAAGCGUCCCAUAUCAUCUGGACGAAUUAGUCUUGAAAGUAAGACAGGACGAGUCUGUUGGCCGUGGUCGGUCACGCAAGUCUUGCCAGAAAUUUCGUCCGGGCGAGACAGGUUCAGCAGCUUCAAACGAAAGUCAAUCCAGAUUGAGAGGGCCUAGGGGGCCGGGUGGGAGCUUCGUACUACUUCAGCCCUUGGUGGUAGCAUAUGCUGCGCCUGGUAUACCAGCAGAUCAGAAAAGGUGGAUACUGGGCAAAGCUUUGGAAAUUGCCAAGCACAUCGGUAUGGAUGAGGAGAUGGUUGAAAAAAUGCUUAACAAAUUAGCCUCUAGUUGA